Messenger RNA from Aureococcus anophagefferens, 1449 nucleotides. RefSeq lists its product as hypothetical. Gene Ontology annotation, cellular component: plasma membrane. The record is from RefSeq and is a predicted model, not a curated record. The annotation marks the transcript as partial. Gene Ontology annotation, biological process: monoatomic anion transport; monoatomic ion homeostasis; transmembrane transport. The transcript has a single exon. Gene Ontology annotation, molecular function: solute:inorganic anion antiporter activity. Lineage: Eukaryota; Pelagophyceae; Pelagomonadales; Pelagomonadaceae.
AGGCGCGCCCCGCACUACGUCUCGGACUGGACGGAGGGCCACAACGCGAAGACGACGGCGUCGAUCUUCUUCAUGUUCUUCACGUCCAUCGCGCCCGCGAUCACGUUCGCGGAGCUCCUCGACCGCUCGACGGGAAAGAUCGGCGUCGUCGAGGUCUGCCUGAGCAGCUGCCUGUCGGGCUGCAUCUUCUCCAUCUUCGGCGGCCAGCCCCUCGUCAUCGUCGGCGUCACGGGCCCCGUGACCAUCCUGACCAUCUCCAUCUACGGCAUGGCCAACGCGCUCGACAUCGACUUCCUCAAAUUUUAUAUGUGGGCGCAGAUCUGGGCCGGGCUCAUGCACAUGGCCGCGGCCGCCGCGGGCUGGUGCGCGGCCAUCAAGUACGUGACGAACUUCUCCUGCCACACCUUCGGUUUGCUCAUCGCGACGAUCUACGCGGUGACGGGCGCCACCGGCAUCGCGCGCUACUACACGCGGUCGCAGUCCUUCGCGGCCUGCCUCAUGGAGACCAUCCUCGCGCUGGGGACGACGCUCGUCAGCCUCUACCUGGCCAACGCGACGAACUGGACGCUCUUCAACGCGAAGGUGCGCACGGUCGUCUCGGACUACGCGCCGACGUUCGCCAUCGUGCUCAUGACGAUCAUAUCGCUCAUCGGCCGCGCGGACGACCUCGGCGAGGACCUGACGCGCCUCGACGUGCCGCGCACCUUCGGCACGACCCACGGCCGCACCUGGUUCCUGAACCCCUUCGAGCUCGAGGGCUGGGCCAUCGCGCUCGCGCUCGUGCCGGGGACGAUCAUCCUGAUCCUCUUCAUCUUCGACCACAACGUGUCGUCGAUCAUGGCCCAAUCGAAGGAGUUCAACCUCAAGAAGGGGUCGGCCUACCACCUCGACUUCUUCGUGUUGGGGAUUUGCAUCGUGUGCACGGGCAUCCUCGGGAUCCCCCCGUGCAACGGCCUGAUCCCGCAGGCGCCGCUCCACACGAAGAGCCUCUGCGUCGUGUCCAAGGUGAAGCGCGGCUCCAAGACCGUGGACGUCGUCGACCGCACCUACGAGCAGCGCUACACGAACCUGGCCCAGGCCGCGAUGACGGGCGUCGUCUGCGCGCGGCCGCUCAUCGGCGUCCUGGGGAAGAUCCCCAACGCGACGCUCGACGGCCUCUUCCUCUUCAUGGCCCUGAGCUCGCUGCCGGGCAACGAGCUCUGGGACCGCGUCAAGCUCGUGGUCUGCGAGAAGCGGCUCCGGGAAUCGCCCAAGGACUGGUACGCGGCGCUCGACUUCUCGACGAUCGCGUCGUUCACGCGGCUCCAGUUCUCCGUCGCCUUCCUCAUCUUCUUCGUCACGCUCACGCCCAUCGCCAUGACCUUCCCCCUCUUCAUCGCCGCCCUCGUCUACAUCCGCACGAAGAUCCUGCCCAAGUACUACGACGCCGCGGUGCUCGAGCUCCUCGAC